AACAGACCGUCCGCACGCGCACCAAACCCUCUCACCCGGAGGAAUAUUCACUAUUAUCCGUACGGGAAAGCGAGUCUGAACCGCUAACUUAAACGCAAGGUGAAGAGCCGGGCUGUGGCUGAAUGCAGGUGCGCUAAAGAGAAAGGUGUCGUGUCUCUGCACGUCGCACGCUCAUGUGGGCACGACAGCAGGCACCGUUGAUCACACAGCUGUGUCUGCCUGUCCCAUCAGCCAUCACUUUAAGCAGAGUGUCCCCAUUCUGCCUCUGCCUCAUCUAUCAACACUAUUCGAUUUCUGAGUGGAGUCUGUGAGGGUUUGCAGACAACAGAAGUGUGUAGUGUGUGCGUCCAUCGAAGAGACCGUUUCCCCUCUGCUGAUAAUGAAGCACCAUUUCCACAUGAGGAGGCAUUGACUCCGGCGCAAUCCUGUCGCGCCCACAGCGCCCCCUCUCGGCCCGGGCGGCCCACCAUGCCCCGGCCAUGAAGGGCUACCAGGUGAGUCGCAGUUUGUCACAGCAUUCCUCUGGGCCUUGCUACUGCAUGCCUGAGGACUGUGACCCUGCGAGGGACUACAUGCACCACCCCGACCAUUACCAGGGACACAAUGACCACCACUACUACCCACCUGGUGGACCCCCUGAACCACUGGCCAUGGUCCCAUCUGGUGGAGGCACCUUCCCUCGGUCACACCCCAGUCAGCCGCAGCAUUUCGACUCCACAUGUGAAGAGUGUCUAUCCUCGGCAGGGCACGGCCAUGGUCAUGGAGGAAAGAUGCAUCGUAUCCCGCCCAACCUUCUGGAUCAAUUUGAGAAACAGUUGCCCUUUCACCCUGAUGGCUUUCACACCUUGCAGUACCAGCGCACAGCCAGUGGGGAGCAGCGGAGCGAGAGUCCAAGUCGCAUACGGCAUCUGGUAAACUCUGUCCAGCGUCUUUUUGCCAAGUCUCAUUCUCUAGAAGCACCCUCUAAACGAGAAUUCAAUGGGACCCGUGGAGGAGAGUACCGGGAGAGGGAAAGGGGGCACCGCAGUGGUGGUGAGGAAAGCGGUGGACAUCAUUAUUCAGGAACGCACCAGUCUCGGUCUGCCCGCCGCAACAAAAGCCGAGAACGGAGCAAGAGUGGGGACUCCCGCCACGAGUCUCGAAGUUCCCGCCAUCGCAGUAAAACAGCCGGCUGGUGGAGCUCUGAUGACAACCUGGACAGCGACAGCAGCUUUCUGGUGGGUGCAGGCAGGGGUGGUCGAGGUUAUCCCACCGGACACGAGACACUGGAUGCUGCCAUUCAGGAGCUUACCUUAAGGAAAUCUAAAGGUCCACCUCCAGGAGAGUGCUUGGCUUGCACCAAUAUAGCCAUGGCAGGGGACAGCGGACACUCUCUGAAGAGGAGCACGUGGUCAUCAAUGACAGUCAGUCAGGCUAGAGAGGUCUAUCCAUCUUCUCGUGGAGGAGGCGGGGGUCCGGGAGGAGGUGGAGGAGGAUAUGAGAAGGCAUUAGUUCCUUUGGAUCCCAAAAUGAAGGAACGUUCACUACACCAUCUGCAGGUGCCCUCAGAUGACUGGUGUGGUGGUGGUCCAUCCGACAGCGGUGGAGAGAUUCCCUGCAGACGUAUGCGCAGUGGCAGCUACAUUAAGGCCAUGGGGGAUGAUGACAGUGUUGACUCAGACACCAGCCCCAAAGCCUCACCAAAAUCAGCCCUCAUUGCCCAGAGAGAAGCCUUCCGUCGCUCCGUCAGCAUGGAUCAACGCUCCUCCACCACAUCCAAGUAUUCAUGUAAACAGUGUACAGAUGCCUACCCAAACAGUCGAACCACACCUAAAGGUCAUGCUCGCUCCCGCAGCUACACUCGCUCUCUGACCAGCGCUCAGCUAAGUGACACUCUGAACCUGUUUGGAGAGAUGGAAUCACAGGCUGUGGAGGCACUGGAUCUACCUGGAUGUUUCCGCACACGCAGUCACAGCUAUGUACGAGCAAUCCAAGCCGGAUGCUCCCAGGAUGAUGACUGCCUGUCUGUCUUCUCCAUGUCGGUCCCACAAGGGAGCAUGAAGGGCGAAGCAGUGUUCCCAUAUAGGAAAGGACCUCCUCCUCUUCCCCCACGAAUGUCCAAACCAAUGAUCUCUGUGACCGCUCAGAGCAGCACUGAAUCCACCCAGGACGCUUACUUCCAGAGUACAGGACAACCAGCUCUGGUCCGUCCCAGACAGCACAGUAACUCAGUGGACCUGACGGAGAACAGUGGGGGCCGUACGUCUAGAGGUGGACACUACCUUGGUGGAGGCACAGCACGGGUCAGACAGAGCAGCAACUCCGCAGAGAGUCUGAAUGGCAGGGCCCUUCAGAGCAUCGCCUAUCAUAGUGGACCUGGGCCAAUGAAACCGAAACACAGCAGCUCGGCUGAUAACCUGCUAGAGGGACCCAGGGGAUCCAGAGACCGGGUUGGAGGCAGUCUGGGAAAAUCUGCUUCUCUGCCUCAAAACAGUAUGUCCCUAGCUAAAGCUCUGACUGUUGGAGAAGAGUUUAAACAAGAAGGUCGAGGGAGGAAGUGGAGACCCUCUAUCGCAGUGCAGGUGGACAGCUCAGAGACAUUGUCCGACUCAGACCCUGAAGGGAAAGCACUGAGAGAGGUGCAUUCCAUAGGGGUUCAGGUGGAGGAUGACAAGAGACGAGCACGUUUCAAACGCUCCAACAGCGUAACAGCAAGUGUCCAGGCUGAUCUUGAGACAGAAGGUUUUGGAGGACUGACCGUCCCCACUCAAGACAAGGGCCUGCAGUUUGGCUGCUCAUUUCAGCGCCACUCAUCUGAACCAGAAUCAGCCAGUCAGUUUGCAGAGUAUCGCACUGUACACACACAAGGCCAAUGGGCCUACCGUGAGGAUUACCACAGUGGGUACACCACUGAACCCGGCCCUCCAGAACUGAGGGCCCUGCCCCGCUCUCACUCCCCUCUGCCUCUGGCCCCCGAGCGUGGAGUGGGAGGAUGGAGCGAGGGCCCCCGGAGCCUCCCAGAUUCAGGCAGAGCCUCGCCUUGCUUACGAGAUGGAGAGUUCUUCCUCCGGCUUCUACAGACAGAGGUGGAGAGGAUGGAGGGAUGGUGCCAGAACAUGGAGAGAGAGGCAGAGACCAAUGAAUUGCCGGAAGAGGUGUUGGAACUCAUCAGAGGAGCUGUCGGCAGUGCUCAGAUGCUCAUGUCACAAAGAGUCCAGCAGUUUUUCAGGAUGUGCCAACAGAGUGUGGAUCCUUCAUCAUACCCUCAGCCCACAACUCAGGACCUGGCCAGUUAUUGGGACCUCCUCCAGCUAGCCAUUGAGGAUGUCAGGGUGAAGUUUCAGGACCUGCAGCGGCUGAAGGACUCAGGCUGGAGAUUGCCUCCUGAGAAGAAGGAGGACAAGAAGGUUCCACCUCCAUUACCAAAGAAGCCCAUUGGCGGCGUAACCGGCAGCCUACGGGCCGACAGCACCGCUGAAUCCGGAGGCAUGCUGGUGGUCUCGCGUGGACGUAGCUUGCCUGAGCGGGAGAAAUCGCUGGAUGUAGGUGACCGGCAGAAGCUGGAGACUCGCCGCAGGCUUCUCCAAACCAAACGCUCAGCCUCUUUCCGGCAGAAUUCUGCGACGGAGAGCGCCGACAGCAUCGAAAUCUACAUCACAGAGGCUCAGACGAGACUCUGAGUCUGUCGGAUCUCUCCAAACAACCACUACGACUCUUCUGCACAUACGUGACAAAAUGGCGGCCACAGAGCGAGUGCAAUUACUUUUCUUUUUAGUUUGAUGGAGUACUAGAGAUGGCCUACUUGUUUGCUGCUGGUGUUUGGAUGUGAGCUUACACGUCUUCUUUUUUUCUUUUUUUUUUUUUGAGCAAGUGUUAUUAUUCUCAGAAAAAAGGGCUCA
Danio aesculapii is the source of this 3878-nucleotide messenger RNA. It is a transcript of the gene dlgap3, whose product is annotated as discs, large (Drosophila) homolog-associated protein 3. Lineage: Eukaryota; Metazoa; Chordata; Actinopteri; Cypriniformes; Danionidae. Gene Ontology annotation, biological process: signaling. The transcript is spliced from 13 exons. The record is from RefSeq and is a predicted model, not a curated record. Bases 480 to 3659 code for a protein of 1059 amino acids. Gene Ontology annotation, molecular function: molecular adaptor activity. Gene Ontology annotation, cellular component: postsynaptic specialization; glutamatergic synapse.